Molecule: messenger RNA, 354 nt
Organism: Penicillium canescens
Lineage: Eukaryota; Fungi; Ascomycota; Eurotiomycetes; Eurotiales; Aspergillaceae
Exons: 2
Coding region: 1-354 (117 amino acids)
Source: RefSeq, a predicted model, not a curated record
AUGGCGCAUGCUCCAUUCUCUAAGACGAUGACUUUAGACGACACAUUGUACCUGUUCCACCACAUAUUUCUCCCACCAAAGCUUCCCCAGGCAAAAGAUUACAAUGCGCAACAUGAACAUCUUUUGCUCGACAGUGUCGUUGAUGCGCUACGGAGCUUCACUGAUUACGUUCCGACCGCAGAUACUACGAUCCUGCGUAAGGCUACUGAGAUGAUAGCUCGCCUAAGAAAAGCGCAUGGCCAUCGCGGCGAUGUUGAUGAAAAGCAGCUCAUGAGGGUUCUGACAGAGCUACCCAUUUGUGGCGGAUUCCUCCCCAUUUACGUUCGGGAGCAAAACGCAGGCAUCUUCUUGUAA